UAGUGUCAGCAUCUCUUCUCACUGUGCCAGCAACACUCAGACAAGAAGAAGCAAUCCAGAGAGGAACAGAAAAAUAGAAAAGGAGAUUAACACCCCCCCUACCCAUCCCUCAUUCUUGGAUGCUCCCUCUGUCCCCCCCACCCCCAUUGCUGUAGAGAUUGUCUCCGGAACAAGUGGAAGAGCAAGAGUGAAUGCAGGGAGGGAGUGCAUAGCAACGAGACUUCAAAAUGAAGAAGGGCCAGGGGAAUCAUCUCCGGGAGCCAAUAAUUCCAGACUUAUUAAUGACUCCAAGUGAUCAUGGAGAUGGGGAUUUGGAAAUGGAGCAUCCUGAAGACAGAGGGAAUUGGACGGGCAAACUGGAUUUCCUUUUGUCUUGUAUCGGAUACUGUGUGGGACUGGGAAAUGUCUGGAGGUUUCCAUAUCGAGCCUACACAAAUGGGGGAGGAGCAUUCCUUGUUCCGUAUUUCAUCAUGCUGGCAAUAUGUGGUAUUCCCAUCUUCUUCAUGGAGCUGUCACUGGGCCAGUUCUCAAGCCUGGGGCCUCUUGCUGUUUGGAAAAUAAGCCCACUGUUUAAAGGUGUUGGCAUGGCUACAAUCCUGAUUGUUUCUUUGGUGGCAAUUUACUAUAACAUGAUCAUUGCCUAUGUUCUCUUCUACCUCUUUGCCUCAUUGACAAAAAACUUGCCCUGGCAGUACUGUGGCAACUGGUGGAACACAGACCUAUGCUUGGACCACCACGUCAUGCAGACAGGGAAUGGUGCUGUCCCACUCAACAUCUCUAAUACUGUCAGCCCGAGUGAGGAAUAUUGGAGCCGUUAUGUCCUCCACAUCCAAGAGAGCUCGGGUAUUGGGGAUCCUGGGAGAAUUCGUUGGAAUCUGUGCCUUUGCCUCUUCCUUGCCUGGGUCAUUGUAUACUUGUGCAUCUUAAAGGGAGUCAAAUCUUCUGGCAAGGUUGUGUAUUUCACCGCCACAUUUCCUUACCUCAUCUUGAUCAUGCUCCUGAUUCGUGGUGUAACGUUAGAAGGAGCCUGGUUAGGUAUUAAAUUCUAUCUCACACCCCAGUUCCAUCACCUGCUGUCUUCCAAGGUGUGGAUUGAAGCAGCUUUGCAGAUCUUCUAUUCUCUUGGGGUGGGAUUUGGGGGACUGCUGACCUUUGCUUCAUACAACACCUUCCACCAGAAUAUCUACAGGGAUACAUUUAUAGUAACCUUGGGAAAUGCCAUCACCAGCAUCUUGGCUGGCUUUGCCAUCUUCUCAGUUUUAGGCUAUAUGUCCCAAGAACUUGGUGUCCCUGUUGACCAAGUGGCCAAAGCAGGUCCAGGCUUAGCAUUUGUGGUGUACCCUCAGGCCAUGACAAUGCUUCCUCUCUCUCCUUUCUGGUCUUUCCUUUUUUUCUUCAUGCUGUUAACUCUGGGCCUGGACAGCCAGUUUGCCUUUCUAGAGACUAUUGUUACUGCCGUGACAGAUGAAUUUCCAUACUAUCUGCGACCAAAGAAAGCUUUUUUCUCAGGCAUCAUUUGUGUUGUGAUGUUCCUCAUGGGACUCAUUCUCACAACAGAGGGUGGGAUGUAUUGGCUAGUUCUGCUGGAUGACUAUAGUGCUGGUUUUGGACUCAUGGUGGUAGUCAUUACUACCUGCUUGGUAGUUACACGUGUAUACGGAAUAAAGAGGUUUUGCCGAGAUAUUCACAUGAUGCUGGGCUUCAAACCAGGGAUGUAUUUUAGAGGUUGCUGGUUGUUCCUGUCCCCAGUUACAAUGAUGGCUCUACUUGUGUAUAGUAUAAUCAAGUACCAACCCUCCGUUUACGGAACCUACCAAUUCCCACCCUGGGCCGAGGUCCUAGGCAUCUUGAUGGGAGUCUUCUCCUGCCUGAUGAUUCCCAUGGGGAUGGUUUUUGCUGUGCUCCAAGAAGAAGGGACACUCUGGCAGAGAAUACAGCAAGCUAGCCGAUCAACCCUGGACUGGGGUCCUUCUCUGGAGGAAAACAGAACUGGCAUGUAUGUGGCCACCUUGGCAGGCAGCCAGUCUCCUAAGCCUUUGAUGGUUCAUAUGCGAAAAUAUGGGGGAAUAACCAGCUAUGAGAAUACAGCCAUGCAGGUGGAUAGAGAGAUUGAAGAGGAUGAAGAGGACUCCAUGAUGUGAAUCCAAACAAAAGUGAGGUAGAAGGUAAAGAGAACAUGGGGAGCAGACUCCUGAACUUCCAUGCAGAGUUGCACUUGGGCAUUGCAGGUCACUCAGCAGCCUCUGUCCAGAUGCAGUCAAAUGCUGCUGAUCAUUCAGCAUCUCACAGCAGUGAACUCUGGUUGGGAAUCCUAUGUUGUUGAGGUUACUGUUCAGUGUGGCGAAAAGAUGUGCAAUGGAUCUCUGUGUUAAUGCUCCAGUGUCUUGUCUUGUAGACAGUACUUGGACCCAUCCAUGUUGUAUUUUCCUUCCCACAUCUCUCUAAGCAGAUUUCCAUUUUCCAAAAGCCCAGUUUAGUCAGAUCUGCAACUGAUAUCUAUCUUCUGCAGCCAAGUUAAAAACUCUGUAUAUUGCCUGUGUUAAUAUUUGGUAGCUUGCUAACUGGUUGGAAAUCAGCUUGUUUCUGGGAAUCUCAGAACCCAAGAGUACCAUAACAUAAAUUAGAAUUUACUUCUUUCAUUCAAGAAAGAGCAAAUUUGUUUCAUCUUAUGGAUCAAUGUGGGUAUGCCAAAGGAAGUGGAAUGGAAAACCAAAUUCAUGACAAGAAAGAUAUCCACAUUAAGAAUACUUUAAAAUAUAGCAGGAAAAUGUACAAUUGUUUAUCUGUAUUUGAAAAUUCAUUGCAAAAAUAUUUGAAACUCUAGUUUCUAGGUAUUCAUGGACAUUCUUCACCUUCACAUCUAGGGAGUGGUUUAUAUACACAGAGGCAUAUAAACCUGCUAGAGGAAGAGGUGUACAAGUGCACCUCUAUCAUGCAAGUAUGGAAUAGAUUACACAACUUUUUUGUGUACAGUUGACAAUUUGUGCUAUGCUUGGACAACUCCAUUUUGAGCAGAAACACUUAUAUGAAUCACAAUAAGACUUCUACAGCCAUAUGCACAAGAUUCUGGCAUCAUCCACUACUUUAAGUGCACAGAAGAGGUAAAAGCAUACACAAAUGAAGAAUGCAUGGAUGGGUCCUCAGCCUGUGGGCAGUUUUGGAAUUUUGAGAAUAUUGAGUGGAUACCACCAAAAUAAGCCUGCCAUGGAACCAACCACAAACUAUUGGGAGGUUCCAAGCCAAACAUUCUACGAAGGUGGGGUUAUAUGUUGCUCAGUUAGUAUUUCCUUAAAACACAAAGGUGAUGCCUGUUGGGCAGUUCUGAAGCCUCUCCUCUCCAAUUAGGUGGAGGAAAGCCAGUAUUGCUUGGCAAAGGAGAUGAGUAUAGAAAGUGGAUGUCAGAUAAUAAAUAUAUCACCAGGCAGCUAUGGGCACCACACUUGGGAUCACUGGAUUGAUACAAACUGGCCUGUACUUCAGAUUUCCCACUGUAGAAAUGAGUAGAUAGGUAAUUGUACACAUCAAGGUGAAAUAGACUUAACCAUGCUGUAAUGUGAAUGUAUAAGUGAUACUGACUAAAAGGUAAAUUUUUAGCCCAAUAAUAAGCAGAGUUAUACUGUUCUAAGUCCAUUUCAAUUGAUGGGCUUAGAAAAGUGUAAUUUUGUUUAGGAUUGUACAGCCAGGAUCCUUUCUACAGUCUGCGCUAAAUUAACACCACUCAGUUGGAGUACAAAUACCAUCAGAGAGGAUCAAAUGGUUUCAAGGUCUCAGGUGUGAAAACGGCCUACACAGCUAUCACCAAAGAGACCCAACUGAGAUUUUGGUUAUGUUCGAGUUGCUAGCACUUCACAUAAAGGAAGAGAGCUCAUAAAAAAAUGCGAGGAAUUCUUUUUUCCACCAAACAGUAAAUCCCUAGCUGAUCAGAAAGUGAGUAUUUUUAGUAAGCAGACUUAUUUUUAAAAAAGAAAGGAAAUGUAGGGAAAGCAGCUAUUUUAUGAAACCAUACAAAUAGCACUGCUUUUUACUCUUGAUGGGCAAAAAAAAAAAUCCUUAAGAAUCUGUAGAGGCUGCCAUGCCAGAUUUCAAAAAUCUAUUUACAUAGAAGGAAUGAUUUCCUGCAGCUGCAUCUAAAGAGAAUGAACAAAGGAAUUUAGUAUGAGGCCAUUAUCUGCUUUGCUAUUUAUCAGCCAAGGUGGAACAGACUGGGGGUGUUAUCAAAUUGUGCCAUUCACAUGGGUAGAUGGGAUUCUUUAUAACUACUCCAUUAAAGUAUGAAAAGAAGGACAGCUAAAGUGAUUAUUUCUCACAGUGCUUGGUUUUCUUAAGAUAUAGUCAUUUUUGUUUGCCCUUGAAUUAAUGGGGCUUAAGCAGCAGCCUAUUGACAUUGAAGAGCCUUCUGUGCGUCUGCCUCAAGAACUACAGUUCAAGUAGGUCAGAGGGGAAAAAAAGCAGUACGUUAGUGAGCUAUAUUUUAAGAUUUUGCUAAAAAAUAUUUGGCAGAAAAAAGGGGAAAGAAAUCUCUCAGUUCCAGCCUGGCACAUAAAUGUGCUGUCUGUGAGCUGCCUCCAGACAUUUUUCUAGGGCAAACACAAAUUUCCCAUGUGGGCUCUUCUUUGUGACUUUGGCACAAAACCUGUAUAUCUAACAGGGUCUCAAGCCCUAAUGAAUGUCACUAGAGAAUUCCCACUUUCUACAAAAGCUGUUUUAGAGACUGAAAAGGUCUUGAUUUACUUGGAAAGUAAAUAGAAAAAUAGCUUGUCUAUUCUAAUCUGGAAUUUCUGUUACUCGUAAGGUAAUGACUUCAUCUUGGUAUAUGUGUGACCAACUGUAUGUCAGAAUCUAGUAGUGCUCAGCUGCACUUAUCUGUGUUCAUAAUAUAUUCUUGCCUAUUAUAUGUUUUCUUGAAUUUGUGUGUGUAUGUGAGUGCACGCGCGUGUGUGUGUUUGAUAUUAAAAUAAGGCAGAUCCAGUCCUCUAAGUUUUAUGUUUUGAUGUAAACUUGUUUUAAAACUGAAAAGCAAUAUGCUUGCAAUUACUUCCUCCUUUUCAGUCUUGAACAUCUUGACUUAUUCAGAUUUCACUCAAAACAUCUUUUGGCCAUUGGUGAUAUGAAAUGACAUUUGAAAUGCAGUUAUCCAAUUUUAAAUUGAAUUAAUGGCCAUUCAGGAAGGUGGCUUUACAACCUCAUUUUGACACGCCUGCAUGUUUGUGUUCAUGUGCAAAUAGAUGCGAUCCAUUCUGAAGCAGGUUUUUAGCCCUGCAGGGCCACCCUCUACAACUUUUCAGAGGAUGGGCACUUUCUGGAGUGGCUUUUUUCAUAUUUCACCUUCUCCUCCCCAUAAAAGAAGACUGCACUCAGACAUUAUAAUAAAUAAUGAUUUAUUAAUUGUGCUUUGAUCACACACUAGUUAGUUGUAACAAGUAUGUAGCUGGUGUAACCAUAGUUUGUACUAAUUGUAUUUUGCUGUAAUUUCUGAAUAAACAAAACAUAACUUGUUAAGUGGCAGUGCUCCUCCUGGCCUCCUGGCCAAACAGUCAACAGUACAGGGAGCUACAGUGAGUAUUCUGUAAGAAGGCAAAGAAGUAAACAAUCAGGGUUUACAUACAAACUGAUUUGUAACUUGUGUCUGGUAGACUAACUGCAAUUUACAGUCUAUCAUGAUGGCUUAAUGCAGCCAAUUUUUCACUAUUAGCAGGCGUAGUUUCCUCACUUAGUUGCUCCUGAUUGACCUUCAGUGUGGGCAUCUGCAAUAUCUCAGACAAAAGCUUCUCACCAGCCUGAUCAGAUUGCUUUCUCUUCAAAAGGAGCAUGUAUGCACAUCAGCAAUGAUGCACAUUGGUCAAAUAUUGAGAGAAACAUGUGAGGUCACUGACUAAUUUUAACCCAAAGCUUAUCUGCUGAGAGGUUGACCAUCAUGGUACAAAAGUUAAGAGAAGAGUUUUUGCUAAUAGGGUAAUUUUGACUUCAUGCUUUGUAUGUUCAUGCCCUCCUAGAAAGCAAAUAAAAGGGAGUAUAGUAUGAACUGAUAGAUAUGUUAUGUUAGGUCCAUCAGAUCUCUUGAAAUAGCUGAAACCAUAGAGUUUCCAUGGAAUCCUACAGGAUAGCCCCAAAGCCAGGGUGUCAUAUUUGGGGUUGCACUAGAAGUGAUGUCACAGUAUCAGAAACAUAGCAGUUUGAAUCUCCCCACCCGACCCUGGCGGUUGCAAUCCCUUGGCCAGCAACCCUGUUAUGUCAACACCAUGUUUAAGGGUGCUUAUCUGGGUAUAUUAACUAUGUUCAAGGAACUGUUGUGUGUAACUUUCAAAUGUGCUGUUUUGUCUUGGGUGUGCUGUUUUCUAUCAGCAUCAGAGAGGCCUCUUGUACAUGUACAGGGCAAUGCAAUUGCUGCAUAAUUACAUACUGAAGCUGGCUCACAUGGAACUCCAGUAAUCGUGAAGAAACACACGAGGGAUGGUAAUUGUAGCUUAAGUGGACUUUUAUUUUUGACAACAUGGAAGUCUCAUUAAUCUGGAUCAUAAUACACCAGUCGGCACAGGACAAUAGUCUGUUAAACAAAGCUAAAGGGGCUGAUUCCCCAAGUUAUCUGAAUAGAUGGUUUGUGUUUGAGGUAAUGUGAGGUGAAAUAAAAGCUUUGUCUAUA
Sphaerodactylus townsendi is the source of this 6640-nucleotide messenger RNA. RefSeq names its product solute carrier family 6 member 7 (gene SLC6A7). Gene Ontology annotation, molecular function: L-proline transmembrane transporter activity. Gene Ontology annotation, cellular component: membrane. Bases 228 to 2141 code for a protein of 637 amino acids. The record is from RefSeq and is a predicted model, not a curated record. The transcript has 14 exons. Gene Ontology annotation, biological process: sodium ion transmembrane transport. Lineage: Eukaryota; Metazoa; Chordata; Lepidosauria; Squamata; Sphaerodactylidae.